AUCUUUACAGAAUAAAUAAUACAGGAAAAAGAGAGAGAUUUUCACUCUCCAAGUCCAAGCCCGCUUCUUUCACUUCAAAACCCUAUUUCAAGAUCUCCCUGUUUUAUUCUCUGGGCUAUUUAAGCAAACAGAGAAAAAACAAAACAAAAAAAAAAUAAAAAAACACAAAAACCUCACAAACCAAAACUUCCACACGCACGUCCUUCUCCUUUUUAUGUCUUUCUUGAAGUUAUUGUAAACCACCAACACCAACCAGGGAAAAAACCCUAAAAAAACCACCAUGGAUACUCAUGAGAUAACUAACAUACUGUUAACUAAACUCAAGAGUUUAGAUCCAGAAAACGCUGCUAGAAUUAUGGGUUUUAUUCUCAUACAAGUCCCUUCUGAAAAAGAUUUGUUACGUUUAGCCUUUGGCCCUGAAACCCUUUUGCAAAAUGUAGUCUUUAAGGCCAAAAUCCACUUUGGACUCUCUACAAACACGUUUUCUACACCUUCUACACCAUCUUCUCCGUUGCCUCUCAAUCCCAUAGCAAGGCCUUGUAAUAACACCAAUCCCUUUUCACAAUCCUCUCCAAGAGUCACAAAUAAUGGUUCUUUCCUUGAUUUUGGAAAAAACGCGCCUCCAAAUCCCUGGCCUGCUCAUGGGUUGCCAAAUAAUAGUGACACUAACACUUCAAUUAGCCCAAAGUCCAGUCCUUUUUUGUCCUAUGAUAAUAUACGUUUUGGGUCUGUUUUAGUGCCACCAUUCUCGAGGAAUGGUAGCAAUGACGGUGGUGAUUGCAGUAAUAAUAGUGUUGACUUCCCUGAUGAGUAUCAAUUAGAUGAUUAUCUUUCGUUUCUUGACGACCCCUCUUCAAAAAAUGAGGGCUUUAUGGACCAAAGAGCUCAAUUGGGUGGUUAUCCGGUUGAUAAUGGAGAUAGCCAUUUGCAUAGAAGGAGAUUUUCAGAGAGUGAUGCGUGUUUUGGCGCUGAAGAUGGGGGGUUUGGUCUUGGGUAUAAGCCUUGUCUGUAUUUUGCUAGAGGUUUUUGCAAGAAUGGAGAAAGUUGCAAGUUUGUUCAUGGUGGUGAAAAUAUGGCUGAGGUUAAUGGUGGUGGGGUUCUUUUGGGUUUACCAAGGGGAAUGGAGGAACUUUAUUUGCAGCAGCAAGAGGAGUUGAUGAGAAUGAAGGCUGCACAGCAACAGCAGCAGCAAAGGCUGGCUUAUAACAAGUACAUGAAUUUUCUGUUGCAGCAACAGAAUAAAACCGAUAGAUUGGGGGCAGCAGCAGCUAUGAUGGGUGACGAAUUUUACAAUUUCAGUCGGCUCCGUGGUGGAAGGAAUGACUUUUUUGCAACGGGAAUGGCUGAAAAGGCAAAUUCAGCAUCCAGACAGAUAUACUUGACAUUCCCGGCUGACAGCUCUUUCAAAGAUGAAGAUGUUUCGAAUUAUUUCUGUUCUUUUGGACCAGUUCAAGAUGUUAGGAUUCCAUACCAGCAGAAGCGGAUGUUUGGAUUUGUUACAUUUGUCCACCCAGAGACUGUGAAGGAAAUAUUGGCAAAGGGAAAUCCUCAUUAUAUCUGCGAGUCACGUGUGCUUGUCAAGCCAUACAAAGAGAAAGGAAAAGUAGCAAACAAGAUGCAACAGUUACUGGAGAGGGGGAAUUUUUCACCUACUUCAAGCCCUUCAGGUUUUGAUCCUAGAGAGCUACGUGAUCUUCACCUUGGAGCAAGAAUGCUUUACAAUACACCUGAAAUUAUGCUGAGAAGGAAAUUGGAGGAGCAGGCAGAGCUGCAGCAAGCUAUUGAACUCCAGGGAAGAAGGUUAAUUAAUCUGCAACUUCCAGACUUGAGGGGAGAUUAUGUACAUCGUCACCAGCGUAGUCUGUCUGUUGGUGCUCCCAUUUCCAUGCACGCUCAUCAUACUCCCAUCAAUCAAGCUGACAUUCUUACCUCCAAUGGCAAGAACGAGAUCACAUUAGAAGACAAAGGGAAUUUAUCAGGUGCCACUAAAUCUACUUAUAUUGCUGCCAUUGAACAGAAUCUUCAGGAUGAAGUGAGUGCAGCUUACAUUCAGAACAAUGACAAUGUUAAUUGCAAGGUGGAGAGCUUCACUGAAAGCCGUGGAAGCAACGUGGAACCCGAUAACCUCACAAAAUCAUCUGAGAAUCAGCACCCUGAUUUGUGCCCUUAUGCCAAAGCUAAAGAAAGCAAUGAGUUAUCUGUCUCGUCAUGGUCUGAAAUUGAUGCAUCAGUGCCCGCCACUUCUACCAGUGACGAGGCUUCUCAUUGAGUUCCAAUGCCAAGCUAAUGUUUUGGAGGUAAUAAAGGUUAGUGUGGUCAAAGAGACCAACUUUACUAGGAAAAAUAGAGAAGCACAUAGAAGGAACUGUAGAUGUAUAGCCUAUAUGAUUGAUACCUGCACUUAAUGGUAGAAUCGCAGAGAUUACCUCAGCUAGAUAGCCAUCCUUGUCACCAAUACGAUACUUACUAACAGCAACUGCAUGUUACAUACGUAGUGGACAGACAAACUAGUUUUAGUAGGGUUUUCUCUUUGCUACUUGCCCUUUUGUAGGUCAUGUGCAGGACCACAGACUAUAUAGCUGGACUUUAAAUAUCAUGCCUCUUUGUUAUAAUGACAAUUAUACAUGUUUACAAUCGUUUACCAUCCU
Molecule: messenger RNA, 2648 nt
Organism: Populus euphratica (Euphrates poplar)
Lineage: Eukaryota; Viridiplantae; Streptophyta; Magnoliopsida; Malpighiales; Salicaceae
Product: zinc finger CCCH domain-containing protein 55-like
Exons: 9
Coding region: 281-2269 (662 amino acids)
Molecular function (GO): metal ion binding; RNA binding
Source: RefSeq, a predicted model, not a curated record